AUUCUGUUGAAAACCCAACUGUUACCAAGAGACAAGAGGAUCCUUUUUGGUAGAGGCUCGUUUUCCCAGCACAUUACUUAGCUUUUUGUGGCAUGCUUUGAGUCUUCUUAUAAAUAUAAUAUUUCAGGAGUUCUUGAGUAGUUUAAUAAGGGCUGUCCAUUUCAGAAGAGAUGCAUUUCACGUGGGUAAGAAAGAGAUUGGAUGGUGAGAUGUGAUGUUGUAUUUGUUUGCUUGGAAUGGGAAGGAGUUUUCUAUGCAGACACGUGAGAGCAUCAGAAAUAAUUUUUUCUUAGAAUAGUGAAACCAGGAAAACAAAUCACUUACAUAUAACGUUUAAAGGACCCUCACUGAAUUCUAAGAGUCUGGCAAGUACUAUUCAAACAUUUUACUGUUGUGUGUAUGUGCAUUCUUUACAGGCUUUGCUCAGUUGGGGGGGAUUUUAGACUGCAAUUAGAUUUAGGAAUGGAGUUUCUUUGUUGAGAUUUGUUGAGAUUUAUUUCUCAAAGGAUGGAUCAAGUCAUUGUUUAGAGAAGAGAAAACUGCAUUGGAUUUAAAUUCAAGAUACUGUUCUGUUUUUUUAGCACAUUUUGAUUUUUGAUGUUCAAUAUUUUGACUGUGAUUAGUGAUUCUUUGUAAGUAUUAUAUGAGGAAAUUGUUUAAAGUGCAGUUUUAUCUGAAGUGUUUAACUGUAUCGGCAAUAGCAGCAAUAUUUUUUGUUGGAAACACUGUUAAAAGAAGUGAUGCCUUCCCAUUAUACUCAGCAAGCACUAACGGUUCUAAGCCUGUUUGGUGUCUUGGCUGCCAUUAUGGCCUCUCUUUCAGUCAUACUGAUCUUUCGGGUCCAGGACUCAGUGAGACAGGGGGAAUUUGGGGCGGGUUUGGGCCCAGGAGCUGGUAGGUUCUUGCUGCCAGCUUCUGCAGUCUUGGCUGCACUUUGUCUUGCCCUCAAUGCCAGUUGCCUUCUACUCUGUCUGCUUCAUUCGUACUUCACCGCUGAGGUUGGCAGAGAUGACCCCGAGUCUGGAAGGGGUGACUGGUUCCUGUUGGACAACCGCAGUGUAAGGCAAUCUGCAAUCUGCCUGUUCUGUCUUGGAAUUGCUGUGUAUUUAGCAGCUGUGUCUCUCUAUAUGCUGAUAUUGUUUGAGAUAGAGACGGGGAUAGCCAGCUCCUGUAUUUUGACAUCAAGCGCUAUUUUUAUGACAGCUGUCGUAGUACAUACUCUGCACAAAGCCUCCCAGGCAACACGUCAAAGCCAUGAUCAGCUAAACAGCACUCUCUAUGAAAAUGAUUCAGCCCAUGAUGAGGAACUUACAGACUCUGCCCCCUCCAGCGACCUUAACAACAGCAAAGAGCUCUCCCCUGUGCGUCCCCGUCCUGAGAUCCAUCGUGAGUUCUCCUAUCCACCCUUUCUUCAACAGCAGCAGAAACUACAAUCACUUUCACCUCCACACAGCAAUAUGACUGCAAUAAGCCAAGGGGAGCAUCACAUUAAAAACAAUGGAGCGGAGAGUUACAUCAUACCUAGGAUGCAUCGAACACUAUCUGUUGAAUCUGGCCUCAUGCAGCCAAACCCCAAAAUCUGGAAUGGAGUAGCCCAGGAGAUGAGAAACGUGGUACCAAGAAAACCAGGAGUAGUGGGAAAAGAUUCAACACUAGUGUAAACGCUGUAACUACCAAAUUCCAUAAGUAAUUAUUAUAGCUGAUAUGACUAUAUCAGAUAAAGUGACUGUGAAGGACACUGUAAUGUUACCAAUGCAUUUUUAGAACUAUUGUUUUUCACAGUGCAUAGUAAUGUAAAUGUUCACAUGGCCUUAGAUAUACAACUGAUUGUAUAAACUAGAUCAAAUGCUGAAGUUAAAAACAUUUUUUGGUAAAUUGUGUGCUGGAAGAAGAAAAGUGUGUGGUUACAAUUCAUAUGAUUGUUUUCAGAAAAACCAUUAAUAGAUGAAUGCACUACUAGGGAAUAUUAAAAAGUAAUCAACUAAAAAAGAGGUAAGCUACCGCUUAUAAUAGCACAAACCCUAUUCAUUCAGCUAAUGUUGAAAAAGGGACAUUUUUUUUGCAUGUUAUCUUAAUAUUAGCAGACAAAUAAAACAGGUCAUGAUGCUACAUUCACCCAUAUAAUCCCAGGUGGGUUGUUAUGGGAAAUGGAUAGAAUUCUUAAAGAGGCAAUAGUAUGGUAUUUAUGUAUGUAAUCAUGGAACCAUCUAACCCCAAGUACAUUUUGAAUAAUCAUCAGUGCCAACAAAUGCAUAUUUUAAAUGCAAUUAAUAUGGGUAUUGUGCAGGAAUAGAAAAACAGUAAA
Messenger RNA from Xenopus laevis (African clawed frog), 2305 nucleotides. It is a transcript of the gene tmem221.S, whose product is annotated as transmembrane protein 221 S homeolog. NCBI's taxonomy places the organism in Eukaryota, Metazoa, Chordata, Amphibia, Anura, Pipidae. The record is from RefSeq and is marked provisional.